AUGGAACAAUUUCGUCAACGUUUACUUGAAAGCACAGUAAAACAAUCGGAUUUAAUUGAAAUAUUUUCACAGAUUGAUGCAGAUCAUUCAGGUCGAAUAAAUUAUGAAGAAUUUCAUAGAGCAAUUAAAUAUCUUAAAGUUGAAAUGAAAAAUGAUGACGAAAUAAAAAGUCUUUUUCAGCAAUUCGAUACAACUCAUAAUGGUCAAAUUGAUCUUAACGAAUUCUUAAAGAAAUUGCGACCACCGAUGAGUCAACGACGUGAAAGAGCUGCUUUAAAUUUAUUCAAUGGAAUGGAUGUCAAUCACGAUGGAAAACUAACAGUGCAAGAUCUUAAAACAAAAUACGCUAGCCAAAUUAAAAAUAAUAAGAAAAAAGGCGAUCAAUCCGUCGAUAAGGCUCUUCGCAAUUUUCUCAAUAAAUUCGAUACACGCGGUCAAGAAGAUGGCAUCAUUGAUAAAGACGAAUUUCUCGGAUUCUGUUCAAUGCUAAGUGCUACAGUCAAUGACGAUAUCUAUUUUGAGCACGUUCUCCGGCUACUAUUCGAUUUUCGUCUUUAA
Molecule: messenger RNA, 558 nt
Organism: Rotaria socialis
Lineage: Eukaryota; Metazoa; Rotifera; Eurotatoria; Philodinida; Philodinidae
Source: the annotation of a GenBank genome assembly